AUGAACCAGUACUUCAGCUCCGUGAACGGCUACCAGGGCUACAAGGAACGCCGCGAAAAGAUGAUGAAGCACGUGAGGCCGUUCGCGUUCGAGUCUCGCGAGCUUGUCAAGCCGCCGCGCAUCCGAGAGCAGCGCGCAGAGGCGGACCAGCGAGCGCGAGAUGCCGCUGCGACGGAGCAUCGUCGGCAUCCGUACAAGGCGACCCCUGUGCCACCGUCCACCUUCAUGAACAAGUAUGAGCUGAUGGUCGAGGAGUGGUGCCAGCGCAAGGCUGCCAUUGAGAUGAUGUCGCGCGAGCGGGCCCGCAUUGCCAAGGAUGACGCGGCCUUUGUGCGACUGUCUGCACAGUCCUUGCGCAGCACGCGGGAAGGGCUUAUGGGUGUCGUAUACGGGCCCGAUGGGAAGCCCGUCACACGGAACGAGCUGCGGCGACGUGCCCGAAGCGCGGACGUCACGAGAAGCCGGCGCAAGGGCACCGGGGCACCGCUUCGUGAGGUGCCUCUAGAGGUACGGAUGAAGCUGUGGCCUGCUCUAAGCGAUCACGAGCGGCUUCGGCGCGAGCGCAUCAAGUUUCUGGCGACUGUGCGCAAGUCCGAGGUGGACGCGGAGGUGCGCCAAGUGAUGCCGCUGCUAACGAGCCCCUCGCCAGCUCGCUGCUACGACGCUGCUAGCCCAGGCGGCAUCGACAUGGCCGCCUUACUGGCGGCUGCAAACGGAGCAAAUGUGGGUGCGGCAGCGCCGUGCUACGGGGUCGGUCAGGCCGUACUUUCCUCUAAGCAAACCCCAUUCCCUACCGCUGAGGCAGGAGCGCUGGCCGCCGCGCUGUCGCCUUCCACGGUGCCACCGCCACCGGCGGCUGCCAGUGGCUUGUCUCCGCUCACGUCCGUGCCCCCUCCUCCAUCUCCUUGUGUGCCAACACCUCAGCCGCCCACUGGCGCAGCAAUGGCGGUGCCGGCGCCGGUGCCGUCUCUUCCGGCUGCCGUUCCUGAGCCGCCCUCAGGUGCUGUGGCGCUGCCGCCCCUGCCAAUUGCUCCCAUGGCGGUUCCCACGGCGCAUCCCCCUUUUUUCCCUACUGGUAGCGCUGUGCCGGCCCCUCCAUCAGCCGGGCCGCCGCCGCCGCCAGCUGCCUCCGCGCCCUCGCCGGCACCGACUGCUGCUGUCGUGGCACCAGUCUCUUCAGCCACAGCGGGUGCUGCGGCGGGCUCGAAAGCAGCGAAGCAGAGCACGCAGCAAGAUAGGGAGGCAUCGUGGCGCCGCUAUAAUCCGCAGCUCACCUUCAAGCCGAAUGUGCGGCCAGGUGUGCCGAAUUUCGAAGCGCUCUGGGCGCACAACAGGGCGGCGCUUGCUCAGAAGAAGCUACAGCACCCGACGACGGUGCCGCAGCCGUUUGACUUGACACCUAGUGCGCGGGACAACAAAACUGUGGGGCGUCGGCCGGCGCGCAGCACCUCCGCACUCGGGCCGCCGCGCCGCCACGGAUCGCCGUCGGGCGGCAAGAAGCGGCAGGCAGCGGACACGCCGUCGAUGCCAGCUGGGAACGUGACGGCACUCGCGCCACCGCGCAGCGGCGCUCCUCGCGGCACCCGCGCUCACGCCCUGCGGACGCAGGCGAUCUACUCGCACCAUGUCAAACAGUCCGAGGAGCAGAGUGUGACGGCGGAAGGUGAUGAGCAGUACUGGAAGGCGGUGGCGCAGCGACAACGCGAGGUGCGGAAGCGGCUGUCGGCGUACCUGGUCGACCACCACGCCGAGCACGAGCGGGCGAUCACGGAGAAAGUGCGGGCUCUGCGUGCUGCCAUGCGGGAGAGCGAAAAGGCAGCCAAGGAGCGGCUGGCAGAGAUGAAGCAGAGGGUCGCCGAAAUGCCGCCGGUGUUCGCCGAGCCGGUGCACCUGAACGAGCAAUCCAAGGUGCGCGUGGAGGCGGAGAAGAUCGUCUUGCAGUCUCUCAAGGAAGCGGGACUUGAUGGAGCCACCAUCAAGCGCAUCCUCACCUCCCCGUUGGCCGCCGCCACGGAUGCCGCGACGGACGCACUCGGCGCUGAAGCAGCGGACACGAGUAGGCUCGAAGGGGAUGGCGUUUCGCCCAUCGCGGCCCGUGAAGAGGACUCGGAGGCACAAGGAGCGCCGCCCAGCGCGGCUGCACCCAGUCCCCUCAGCAAAUACUCGGAGGCCUCGAAGCACGGCUCUAGCGGCAGCGGUAGCAGCAGCGACAGCGACAGCGACGACAGCAGCACCACAGGUCGAAGCCGCAGCAGCGGGGGUUCCAUCAAGAAGUCGCCGCCUGGGAGCUCCGUGACCAGAAGAUCUUCUUGCCCGUCCGCCUCGACGCUUUCUGUGCGGGCGCCGCCGAAGCCGGUGGUGGCGGACAGGAGGAGCGCUACCGAGUACAGCGACGACAGCUUUGAGUCUUCGGAUAGCGACUAG
Leishmania major strain Friedlin is the source of this 2424-nucleotide messenger RNA. RefSeq lists its product as hypothetical. Bases 1 to 2424 code for a protein of 807 amino acids. Gene Ontology annotation, biological process: cilium organization. Gene Ontology annotation, cellular component: cilium. The record is from RefSeq and is a predicted model, not a curated record. The transcript has a single exon. Lineage: Eukaryota; Euglenozoa; Kinetoplastea; Trypanosomatida; Trypanosomatidae.